AUGGCUCGCUUCCUCUCCCUGCUUGGCACCCUCUUUGCGGUGUGCACCACGUUUGCACUGGCUCAAGCUUCCAAUGACGAUCCUCGCGGAAAGAUCCUGUACGUCAACUAUCCCAGCUGUGACUACUAUCAAUGCCAGGUGACGUGGCACCCAGGCCAGGCCACCUACGUUAACUGGAUCAAUGCGCCCAAAGGGGGUCUGCGCAUUCAGCUCGAACCACAAGAAGGCACUACUGGGCUGCGAACAUACACGCUCACAGACAAAGUGGGCAGCGUUCAUGGUUGGAGCCAGCACAAGUGUAACGACAUGGGCACCGGCGAAAAAUGUGGAAGAUUCGACUUUGUCUUGCCGAGCUCCGUCACGCCCGGUCGGUACCAGAUUGUCGUGACCAGCUUGGCUCAUCCGGACAAGUACAUCGGUUACACCGACACGGUCAAGGUCGUCAACGCCAAGUCGAAAGCAAAGGGCAAGCGACACGUUAUGCAGAGGCUGCAACAGAGCGACUAG
This is a messenger RNA of Mycosarcoma maydis (corn smut), 507 nucleotides long. RefSeq lists its product as uncharacterized. The record is from RefSeq and is a predicted model, not a curated record. Bases 1 to 507 code for a protein of 168 amino acids. The transcript has a single exon. Lineage: Eukaryota; Fungi; Basidiomycota; Ustilaginomycetes; Ustilaginales.